This is a messenger RNA of Camellia sinensis, 594 nucleotides long. Lineage: Eukaryota; Viridiplantae; Streptophyta; Magnoliopsida; Ericales; Theaceae. The record is from RefSeq and is a predicted model, not a curated record.
GCAGCGUCGGGAAUGGCUAUGAAUAAUGAGUGCAAGCUCAAGUUCUUGGAGCUAAAGACAAAGAGGAACUGCAAAUUCAUAGUGUUUAAGAUUGAUGAAACAAUCCAACAAGUGAAAGUAGAGAAAUUGGGGAGUCCUGAGGAAACCUAUGAAGAUUUCACCAACAAUUUGCCUGCAGAUGAGUGCAGAUAUACUGUGUUUGAUUUGGAUUUCAGAACCAAUGAGAAUUGCCAGAAAAGCAAGAUCUUUUUCAUUGCAUGGUGCCCAAACACAUCAAGAAUAAGGAGUAAAAUGCUGUAUGCAAGCUCCAAAGACGAAUUCAAGAGAGAACUAGAUGGGAUUCAAGUCGAAUUGCAGGCAACCGAUCCAAGCGAAAUGAACUUCGACAUCAUCAAAGCUCGUGCUCUCUGAAUUCUCCAACUAUCCUCAGUGUCGCUAACUCUUUUUGCUAGCACAAUAUUUUGCUUGAAUGAUUUUUUUUAUUAAAUUUUACUGAAUGGAAUGUGACGGUUCAUUUUAUAUUCCUAUGUUGUAUUGAUGUUUCUUCGUUUCGUUGCAUUUCAUCAAUAUACCAAGAAAAUGUAUUUGCCUUCA